Oxyura jamaicensis (ruddy duck) is the source of this 1992-nucleotide messenger RNA. Its product is annotated as methylcrotonoyl-CoA carboxylase beta chain, mitochondrial-like. Gene Ontology annotation, cellular component: methylcrotonoyl-CoA carboxylase complex; mitochondrion. The transcript has 13 exons. Gene Ontology annotation, molecular function: methylcrotonoyl-CoA carboxylase activity. The coding region runs from base 16 to 1875 and encodes 619 amino acids. Gene Ontology annotation, biological process: L-leucine catabolic process. The record is from RefSeq and is a predicted model, not a curated record. Lineage: Eukaryota; Metazoa; Chordata; Aves; Anseriformes; Anatidae.
AGGCUCCAGGCGUGGAUGGCUCCAGGCCAAGCACCAUCAGAAACGGCCAUGUGGAACAAUAUCACUUUCUGCUCCAUUUGCAAACCCUCCCCUAACUCCACGCCACUGCUGCUUCCCAGAGGCCUGACUUUAGAUCGUGUGUUCCAAAGGAAGUGUAAGGGUAACAGUAAGCCUUCGACACAGCCUCUGCAAAGCGAAGGGUUGAAAAGGCCAUGCAGCGUGCUGCCCAGCCGUUUAGUAAGUAGCAAAGCAAAAUUUAGACGGUAUGCAAAAACUUACCCUGUUUUAGAUGGACGCGUCCUGUCUGUGUACCGACAUGUGUUUGAAGAAAAUUUAAGGAACAGUGAGGCUGUUGUUAAAAGAUACUCAGAAUUGCUAGAGUUGGUCAGUAAAGGAGGGGGAGAGAAUGCCAUCUUGCGUCAUACUCAGAGAAACAAGAAGCUGUUUGUUCGUGAACGCCUGAAGUUGCUUCUUGAUGAUGAGUCUUUCCUCGAACUGUCUCCUCUCGCGGGCCUCAAUAUGCCUUAUGGUGAUGUUCCUGCGGCUGGAUGCCUUACUGGAAUUGGAAAAAUCUGUGGGGUUUGGUGCGUCUUCACGGCAAAUGAUGCAACUGUGAAAGGAGGAACUAUUUAUCCAAUUGGAGUGAAGAAACAGCUAAGAGCUCAGGAAAUAGCCAUGCAGAACAGACUGCUGUCUGUGUACCUUGUUGACAGCGGGGGAGCAUUCCUACCACUACAGUCAGAACUGUUUCCUGACAAGGCACAUGGUGGCAGAGUUUUCUACAACGAAGCAAUAAUGUCUGCUAUGAAAAUCCCUCAGGUGGCAGUGGUGUGUGGCUCCUGCGUAGCUGGAGGUGCCUAUGUUCCAACCAUGGCCGAAGAAGCUGUGAUUAUAGAUAAAAUCGGCACUCUGUUCCUUGCUGGCCCACCCCUGGUAAAAGCUGCUACUGGAGAAUAUGUCUCUCCUGAGGACCUAGGAGGAGCGAAACUUCACUCUAAAGUCAGUGGCUGCAGUGACCAUUUUGCAUCUUCAGAAAAGGAAGCCUAUGAGUGUGUUCGAAAUGUUAUCUCAACGCUGAAUUACGAGCCUCUGCCGGAUGAGGUUAUAGAACAUGACGGUCCUCUGUAUAGCUCUGAUGAGCUCUUGGGGCUGGCACCGCGGGAUUAUAGGUGUACUCUUCCUGUAAAAUUGAUUCUGAGCCGUCUGCUGGAUGGAAGCAGAUUCCAGGAAUUCAAGGCUGACUAUGGAACAACGUUAGUGACAGGCUUUGGCCACGUGGAAGGGCACUUGGUGGGAGUGGUGGCUAGCAAUGGGGAGCUUACUCAUGAUGCCUCUCUCAAGGGCAGCCAUUUCGUACAGCUGUGCAGCCACCGGAGCAUUCCCAUCCUUUUUUUCCAAAACACUGCUCCCCAUGCAGCAGAGCCAACAAGCAUCUCGCAGGCAGAGGCUCACUCCAACAGAUUAAAAGCCCAGGCCUCCAUGAUGGCUGCCGUUGCCUGUGCUGCUGUUCCCAAAAUAACCAUAGUAAUUGGUGGCUGUUACGGGAGCGAAAGUUACGUUAUGUGUGGGAGAUCAUUCGGUCCAAAUUUUCUGUUCUUGUGGCCUAAUGCAAGAGUUGCUCUUGUGGAUUCAAGGCAUUUGACUGCAGUCCCACAAACCGGGGACAGUGAUAGUACAGAUGAAUCAGAGCUAAAACGCCUGAAACAAAGGCUAGAGGAAGAAAGCAGUGCAUUUUAUUCUUCUGCCAGACUCUGGGAUGAUGGUAUAAUUCUACCUCAAAAUACUAGAAAGGUAAUUGCACAGUGCUUACAAAUUAUACAACAGCAGACGUACCAGGUCAUACCUCCGUAUCAGCAUCCUGUCAUCAGAAUGUAACUGCAGCCGUUUUUGAGUAAUCAUCCUUUAAAAUUAGCACCAUGUAUUAGAAGGCUUUAAUGUAAAUGAUUUUCUAAUUCUUUGAUACCGUUAAUAAAAAGGUUAAGCCACUGCAAA